AUGUCACCCAGGGAGAUUGAAGAGAUGCUGCAGCGGGAGGGCAGUCAAGUCUCUCCUGACAAGUAUGAUGAGACGACAGAAACCGUGGGCGCUACCCAGAGGCGAACGGAGCUGCUAAUCCCAGUUUUGGCCGCCUGUCGAGAAGUAUGGACCUCUGGAUCUGAGGAGAUAGAGCUCAUGGUUGAGAAGCUGGGCGAUGGCAGCAGAGAUGUUGCCUGGCGGGUCCCUUUUGGAGACUCGGGGAUCUUGGAAUUCUUCCUCCGCGUCCUCGCCCGUGAUGGCCUCAAACAGGGUCUGCAAAUCCAUGCCCUGCGGCUGGUCGGAAACUCUUGUGCAGAUACAGACGUGAACCGUGCCAGAGUGAUGCAGGGAAACCACCUCGCCACCAUCAUCAACCACCUGCAGGACAAGAGCUUGAUACCCUUCACCAUUCCAGUGCUUUUCAACAUCCUGGUUGACUAUGAACCCGCACAAUUGGCUGCUUCGGAGGCCAACCUCAACCAACGUCUCAUCGCCCUCUUGUCCUCUCCGAACCUUGCCAACUUCGUCGUCUUCAUCCCCUAUUUCUGCAAAAUCCUCAUCUUGCUCACUUCUCAAGAAGGCGAAACAAGCCGCGCAAGCCCAAACACUGUGGAGGUUGCCCUCAGGCUGGCUACAAGCAUGCCGUCGCGAGAUGACCUCGACGACUUCAUCUCUCUUGUCACAGUAGCAGCUGCUUACCUUUCUGACGAGAACUUUCAAACUGCUUUGAUCCAGGGCCCUCUGCUGCAGCUUUUCCUCUCCACGUUUUACCACGCUCACACUCACUUCAACAUGGUUCAGGUUGAUGACGCCGAUACGGUAGCGGCCCUGACGAAGCUCUACGCCGCCCUCCUCAACACUCUGGCAGAUGUCACGGGCAACGACCUAUUUGUUUCGUGCCAUCCGCUUCAGAGUCAGGUUGCCCAAACCUUUCUCGCCUGGCUUCAGAGCUCGAACCCGCAGCUGCAGACCGCGGGCUGUCUCGCUCUGGGCAAUCUCUCUCGCUCCGAUGAAGUAUCCAUGGCUCUCGUUCAAAUCCACUUCGCGCAUACGCCCUUGAUGAGACUGCUUUCGAACCCCGAAAUCGUCGACGCGCAGCUCCUCCACUCAGCAAUGUCCUUUUUGAAAAACCUGGCCAUCCCGGUCCAGAACAAGCCGCUGCUGGGUAGUCUGCUGGACGUGGGCUGCAUACCGAGACUGCUCAGCCUGGAUACCUCCCCCCAGGUGCAGUUCACCGCCGUAUCUCUGACCCGGCUGCUGGUUGUCAACUGUCCGCCAAACGUUGCCCGGAUCUGUGCCCCCCUCAGCGCAGAUCCGGCCAGCUCAGCGCGCGAGCGCUCAAGCGUUCACGCCAUUAUUGCACUGCAUGAGCGCUCCGAUGCCGAGCCCACGAGGCUUGAGGCCGCUCGGGCCAUCGCUGCUAUAUGUCGUGUGCUUCACUCCAACCCAAUUGCGACCCUGCUGCCAGACUGGGAGCCUCCUGUGGUCGAAAUCGACGCAGAUUCGCCCGAAAGCGGUCCUAUGGAUGCAGACAAUCAGCGGCUUGGAUAUUUUUACAGCAAACAUGACGUCGGUAGGGUUCUUUCGUUCCUAAUCAGCCAGCAGAAAUGGCCAUCCCUCCGUUCAGAAGCGUGGUUCAUCUUUGCUCUCAUGUGUCGUUCCAAGGAGGGCAGUCGCGUCAUCAUCACGGUGCUUCAAAUGCUCGGCAUCAUCACAGAGCUCAUCAAGGCCGUUACUGGGAGAGAUGCGCUUCCCAGCGAAAUCGGAAGCAGCGGUGAUAGUAUCGAGGGAGCAUCGUCCUCUGCUUCUCCCGAUGGCCAAAUCACUUCAAUGGCAGAGGGACUGGGACUCGAACCUCAGCAGGCAGAUCCAAAACAGCGGGAGAGUAUGAUCCGAGUGGAUCGGGAGAAUGCCCUGGUGAUGUGCACGGAACUUCUCCGGGCGUGGGGCCAUCAACUGCCUGGCUUGAGGCUGAGCAUCCUGCAAGAUGUGGUCAAGGAGGGCACGGAGAUUGUGGCGGCACAGAAGGCAGCAUCAUCGUGA
Molecule: messenger RNA, 2064 nt
Organism: Trichoderma atroviride IMI 206040
Lineage: Eukaryota; Fungi; Ascomycota; Sordariomycetes; Hypocreales; Hypocreaceae
Biological process (GO): positive regulation of GTPase activity
Cellular component (GO): cytosol
Molecular function (GO): guanyl-nucleotide exchange factor activity
Source: RefSeq, a predicted model, not a curated record